AGUCACGAGAAAGACGCGUAAGCAUUUGCGUUUUGCCUUCUUGAAGCCCGUAAAUGGAAAGAGCAGAAGGCUGCCAGACCUUCCGUAUAUUUUUUUGCUGUGCAAUAGUGCGCGCAAACGUACUUCAGCGAAAAUGUGUAGCGUUAAGACGGAGACCAUUUACCAAGGGAUGAGCAGCGAAGGGACCAACUACAGUGGAGGUGGGGACAUUGAAACAACGGUGCACUAUGGACAAGAAAUGCACAGUUAUUGCAAGGCUCUACCUGCGAAGGAAGCCAAAGCACCAGCAAAAGCAGCUGUUCGCUCGGACAGUGAGACGGACAGCUGCGUUGAAGACCAAGGAUCCGAGCGCUCGGAGGAGGAGGAAGAAAUAGUGUACUGCAUCUGCCGUACGAGCGAUACCACCAGGUUUAUGAUCGGUUGCGACAACUGCAACGAGUGGUACCACGGCGACUGCAUCAGCAUCACAGAAUCGUACGCCAAGAACAUAUUGAAAUUCUUCUGCCUCAUAUGCCGCGACAGGGAUCCGACGCUCGAGAUAAAGUUCAAGGAGCGCAAGGAGAAGUCUCAUUCCUCGCACGAAGAGCACAAGAGUCGAAGCAAGUCCCGAGACUCGAGAGACGAUGACGCGUACUCUCCUACGAGGCAUAAAGACAGGUCGCACCGCUCCAAAAAGAAUAAGCGUCGGAAGUCCACGCGACAGUGCGGAGAAUGCACCGCAUGCUACAUGACCGAGGACUGCGGCCGCUGCGACUUCUGCAAGGACAUGAGGAAGUUCGGCGGGCCGAACAAGAUCAGGCAGAAAUGUCGUAAGCGACAGUGCCUCAACUUCGGUCUCAUACUGGGCAAGAAACCGGUGUCAUCUCCGAAGCGGUCCAAGACGGGACACGACGACGAUUACGACCCCGAUCAGGAGGGUAACGACGGUUCCGACCUGCCGAACGACUACGUGGACGACGACUACGAACCCGAGCUCGUCAAGCGUUCUGCCAAGAAGCCUCGUCACAAGCGGAGUCCGACGAAGGGGGGAGACUCGAAGGCGGAGUCGAAGCGCGCCCGAAAAGAGGAACACAAACGUGAACACCGCAGCGAUAAAGAGAAGAGCCGCAAGGAGGAUGACGUACCGAGGCAGUGCUACGGGCCUGGCUGUACAGCUGCUUCGCGACCAGGCUCCAAGUACUGCAGCGACGACUGCGGCCUGAAGCUGGCCACCAAUCGCAUCUACGAGGUGCUGCCGCAUCGCAUUCAGCAGUGGCAGUCGAGCGUGUGUCACGCGGACGAGUUAAAUCGACGCCAGCUGGAGCAGAUCCGCAAGCAGAAAAUAGAUGCUCGGAGCACGCUUCAGCAGCUGGAAGCCAAGCGGGCCGAGCUGGAAAAGCUAAUCGAUAGAGCAAAGCAGACACCCUUGGCCGAAGACGAAGAAGCUGCGGAUGACUACGAAGAAAGCGAACUGAGCACUUACUGCGUCACGUGCGGGCACGAAGUGAGUGCCCGUGUGGCGAUGCGCCACAUGGAGAAGUGCUUCAACAAGUACGAGAGUCAAAGCUCAUACGGCUCUGUGUACAAGACUCGCAUUGAAGGCGACAACGUGUUCUGUGACUUUUACAACCCACACCAGAAGACCUACUGCAAACGACUGCGAAUCCUGUGCCCAGAGCAUUCGAAAGAGCCUAAAGUGAGUGACGACGAAGUGUGCGGCUUUCCGAUUGUGGCGAACGUGUUCGAGCACAGCGGCGAAUUCUGCAACGUGCCGAAAAAGAGGUGCUCGAAGCACUACUGCUGGGACAAAUUUCGACGGGCCGAGAUCGACAUGGAGAUCGUGAGGCAGUGGUUGAAACUGGAUGAGCUGUACGAGCAAGAACGCAACACGUGUACGUCAAUGACGGGUAGAGGUGGUGUCCUGGGACUGAUGUUGCAUCAGACGUUAUCGCACGAUGCACUUUAUGAAAUGCAGGCACCGAUCCAGACCUGAUUCAUUGAGUAUCAUCGAAGUGUACUGACUUUCCCUUGCCUUCAUUAACAAGAUCCUGUAUAUAGCCACUUACUUCCUGUGGUUUACUUGCUUUUGCAUGAAAAUACAUCUGAAUUUCACUUA
Rhipicephalus sanguineus (brown dog tick) is the source of this 2095-nucleotide messenger RNA. RefSeq names its product CXXC-type zinc finger protein 1. Bases 134 to 1972 code for a protein of 612 amino acids. Gene Ontology annotation, cellular component: Set1C/COMPASS complex. The record is from RefSeq and is a predicted model, not a curated record. Gene Ontology annotation, biological process: positive regulation of DNA-templated transcription. The transcript has a single exon. Gene Ontology annotation, molecular function: DNA binding; zinc ion binding. Lineage: Eukaryota; Metazoa; Arthropoda; Arachnida; Ixodida; Ixodidae.